This is a messenger RNA of Chondrus crispus (carragheen), 195 nucleotides long. RefSeq lists its product as hypothetical. Lineage: Eukaryota; Rhodophyta; Florideophyceae; Gigartinales; Gigartinaceae. The transcript has a single exon. The record is from RefSeq and is a predicted model, not a curated record. The coding region runs from base 1 to 195 and encodes 64 amino acids.
AUGUUCAAGGCCGUUGCGAACGGGAGUACCCUAGGGGGGCCCGGUGAGUGGGACGGUAAAGACGAGUGUGAGUGGAGGGUGUAUCGUACUAGUGACGGAAAUGGGCUUGGCUAUACGAGGGAGGAGUGGUCGGAUGAUAGAGAUACGCCGGAAUUUCAGGAGGGAGAGGGAACAAUGUCUGGGGAAGAAGGGUAG